This is a messenger RNA of Mesoplodon densirostris (Blainville's beaked whale), 1008 nucleotides long. It is a transcript of the gene FBLL1, whose product is annotated as fibrillarin like 1. The coding region runs from base 1 to 1008 and encodes 335 amino acids. Gene Ontology annotation, cellular component: nucleolus; small-subunit processome; Cajal body. Gene Ontology annotation, molecular function: histone H2AQ104 methyltransferase activity; rRNA methyltransferase activity; RNA binding. The record is from RefSeq and is a predicted model, not a curated record. Gene Ontology annotation, biological process: rRNA methylation; box C/D sno(s)RNA 3'-end processing. The transcript has a single exon. Lineage: Eukaryota; Metazoa; Chordata; Mammalia; Artiodactyla; Ziphiidae.
AUGAAGUCGGCGGUGAGCACGCGCGGUGGGGUGUCUGGCGGCCGCGGGGGUGGCUGCUGGGGCGGGGGGCGAGGAGGCGGGGGGCGAGGAGGCGGAGGAGGAGGCGGGGGCAAAGGAGCAGGAGGCGAUGGCGGCGGCCAGGGGGGCAAGGGCGGCUUCGGAGCGCGGACGCGCGGCUUCGGAGGCGGCAGGGGCCGGGGGCGCGGUGGCGGAGACGGCAGGGACCGCGGAGGCGGCGGGCAGCGGCGUGGCGUGGCCAAGAGCAAGAACCGCCGCAGGAAGGGGGUCACCACGGUAUCCGUGGAACCGCACCGGCACGAGGGGGUCUUCAUCUACCGCGGAGCGGAGGACGCUCUGGUCACACUGAACAUGGUGCCCGGCCAGUCAGUGUACGGCGAGCGGCGGGUCACGGUGACCGAGGGCGGCGUGAAACAGGAGUACCGCACGUGGAACCCCUUCCGCUCCAAACUGGCCGCGGCCAUACUGGGCGGGGUCGACCAGAUUCACAUCAAGCCCAAGUCCAAAGUGCUCUACCUGGGGGCCGCCUCGGGGACCACCGUCUCCCACGUCUCCGACAUCAUCGGCCCUGAUGGCCUAGUCUACGCGGUCGAGUUCUCCCACCGCGCCGGCCGCGAUCUGGUCAACGUGGCCAAGAAGAGAACCAACAUCAUCCCAGUCCUCGAAGACGCCCGGCACCCCCUCAAGUACCGCAUGCUCAUCGGGAUGGUGGACGUGAUCUUUGCUGAUGUGGCCCAGCCAGACCAGUCCCGCAUCGUGGCUCUGAAUGCCCACACCUUCCUGCGCAACGGGGGCCACUUCCUCAUUUCCAUCAAGGCCAAUUGCAUCGACUCCACCGCCUCGGCGGAGGCGGUGUUUGCUUCUGAGGUGAGGAAGUUGCAGCAGGAGAAUUUGAAGCCUCAAGAGCAGCUGACCCUGGAGCCCUAUGAGAGGGACCACGCUGUGGUCGUCGGGGUCUAUCGGCCCCUUCCCAAGAGCGCCAACAAGUAG